Cantharellus anzutake is the source of this 681-nucleotide messenger RNA. RefSeq lists its product as uncharacterized. The coding region runs from base 1 to 681 and encodes 226 amino acids. Lineage: Eukaryota; Fungi; Basidiomycota; Agaricomycetes; Cantharellales; Hydnaceae. The record is from RefSeq and is a predicted model, not a curated record. The transcript is spliced from 3 exons.
AUGCAGCCUCCUGGCCACUUCAUUCUAUUUGGCUCAACAGGCCCUUCGGGGUUGAAGAUCAUCGAGCUAGCUCUUUCUCGAGGAAAUUAUCUCACACUUUACGUGCGGUCCCCUGACAAGCUUCCUGAAGAUGUACGAAACUCCCCUUUGGUCCGCGUCGUAGUCGGACAAUUGGAUGACGAGGCCGCACUGGAGUCGUGCUUUUCGAAACUGGAAGAUUUCCCUGUAGUGAAGGGCAUCAUCUCCGUGCUUGGCGCAAAGGUUGGCCAGCCACAGGGAAACCCUAUCACGAAAGGAUACGAAAUCAUAUUCAAACUGAUGAAAAUGCAUGAUAUAAAAAAUAUCGUACUUCUUUCAACCGUGUCUGUAAAAUCGCCCAAGGAUCAUUUCUCACUCGUUCGUGAGUCCCUUGUAGCAGGCAUAAAACUCAUAGGUCAUUCGGCUUGGGAAGACGUGGUGGCGACCGGAGAGCUCGUGCAUUCGGAGGCAUCGGAUGGUCUGAACGUGACGUUGGCGCGAGUUCCAACGUUGAACGAUUCCAAAGGAGGUUCAUUGAAGGUAGGAUUUGUAGGAGAUCGGUAUGUAGGAUGGUUGCUUUCGAGGAAUGACCUAGCGACGUUCUUUGUCGGAGAGGCCGAAAAACCCGAGUGGGCGGGGGAAAUUCCACUUCUGAGCUCUUGA